AUGGACUUUAAAGAAAUCAAUGGCUUCUUUAAAAGUGCCAUGGAGGUGUCCAGCAACAGCAAACACGCAAAGAUGGAUGCGCGGAUGGAGCCUGUUCCAAGGGAUGUUCUGGGGAGCGUGACCAGAGACCAGGGCAGCCUUGGAGAGUGGGAGGCAGCAGGUUUGCUGUCCAUCUCUCAGAACAAAGUUGCAGCAUUGCUACUGGCUGGAGGCCAGGGGACCCGGCUGGGGGUCUCCUACCCCAAAGGCAUGUACGAUGUGGGAUUGCCCUCACACAAAACACUCUUUCAGAUCCAGGCCGAACGCAUAUUGAAGCUUCAGGAGCUGGCAGAGAAAAAGCACAAGACAAAGUGCUGUAUACCAUGGUAUAUCAUGACCAGCGGCAGGACAAUGGAAUCAACAAGGAACUUUUUCUCCCGUCAUAAUUAUUUUGGGUUGAACCAGAAAAGUGUGGUCUUCUUUCAACAGGGCAUGUUGCCUGCAAUGGACUAUAAUGGCAAAAUCAUCCUAGAAAACAAAGGGAAACUUUCCAUGGCCCCUGAUGGGAAUGGUGGUCUCUACCGAGCACUGGGUGGACAGGGAAUCCUACAGGACAUGCAGGAGAGGGGCAUUGAGUGUAUUCAUGUAUACUGUGUGGACAAUGUCCUCGUUAAAGUGGCAGAUCCCACCUUUAUUGGUUUCUGUGUGGAGAAAGGAGCAGACUGCGGAGCAAAGGUGGUAGAGAAGACCAACCCCACAGAGGCGGUGGGAGUGGUGUGUAAAGUUGACGGACUUUAUCAGGUGGUGGAAUACAGCGAGAUCACUUUGACCACGGCAGAAAAACGCAGCUCAGACGGACGACUCAUGUUCAAUGCUGGAAACGUGGCCAACCACUUCUUCAGCUUCUCCUUCCUCAAAGACGUCGUCGAGAAGUAUGAACCGAAGUUGCAGCAUCAUGUAGCACAGAAGAAGAUCCCCUAUGUGGAUGAGACGGGGCAAAUAAUCAAACCAGACAAACCUAAUGGGAUCAAAAUGGAGAAGUUUGUCUUUGAUAUCUUCCAGUUUGCCAACUCGUUCGUCGUGUUUGAGGUGCUGAGAGAGGAUGAGUUCUCUCCCUUGAAGAACGCGGACAGUCAGGACGGUAAAGACAACCCGACCACGGCUCGACAGGCCCUCAUGUCGCUGCACCACCGCUGGGUCCUCACCGCCGGCGGACACUUCAUCGAUGGCAACGGCACACGUCUCCCAGCCAUCCCCAGAGACGACGAAAGAGUCAAUCCCGGUGUCAACAGAAACCUGAAGGACGGCACUGAUCUACCAAUCAAAUGUGAGAUCUCCCCUCUGGUGUCUUAUGGAGGCGAGGGUCUUGAAGAUUUGGUGAAAGGACAAGAGUUAUCAGCGUUGGGGCUGAUUAUCGACGAAAGAGGCGUGCACCAACUCGCGGAGAAUGUAAACGGACUUUAA
This is a messenger RNA of Knipowitschia caucasica, 1443 nucleotides long. The record is from the annotation of a GenBank genome assembly. NCBI's taxonomy places the organism in Eukaryota, Metazoa, Chordata, Actinopteri, Gobiiformes, Gobiidae.